This is a messenger RNA of Papaver somniferum (opium poppy), 2029 nucleotides long. Its product is annotated as dicarboxylate transporter 1, chloroplastic-like. Lineage: Eukaryota; Viridiplantae; Streptophyta; Magnoliopsida; Ranunculales; Papaveraceae. Bases 124 to 1842 code for a protein of 572 amino acids. The transcript is spliced from 3 exons. Gene Ontology annotation, cellular component: membrane. Gene Ontology annotation, biological process: transmembrane transport. Gene Ontology annotation, molecular function: transmembrane transporter activity. The record is from RefSeq and is a predicted model, not a curated record.
UAAAACCAGGAAUCAAAAUCAGAGUCUCUUUCAUUUUUUUCUCUGUUCUGUUUCGUUACUUGCAACAAUAUAUGCAGCUCUGAGAAAAAACUCUGAGCAAAAUCUCUCACAAAAACGCCAUCGAUGGCGUCUUCAAUCCUACUCACAUCAUCCUGCAAAGUGGGAUUUCCAUCAAUCUCCAAACCCAGAUCUUGUUUCUCGAUUAAAUCAUCGUCCCCAUCGAUAAUUAAUCUCAAAUCGAUCUCUAGAUCCAAAUCUCAGAACCGGGUUUCCUUCAGUAGUUCGUUUAAUAAUCAGUUUAUCAAUGGUGGGGUUCUUCCGUUACUGAAAAAAAAGACUCAAAAUUCGACGACUCGAACAAAUCAAUCACUGUCUGUUAAGGCUUCGGCAAGUGAAACUCCUGCUGUUGUUGUUCCAAAAGAACCAUGGCAAGGUGCUUCUUUGAAGCCGUUAUUGGCUUCAAUAGCUACAGGUAUUAUCAUAUGGUUUUUACCUGUACCAACUGGUGUUACUAAGAAUGCUUGGCAAUUGCUGUCUAUAUUUCUUGCUACUAUUGUUGGGAUUAUCACUCAGCCUUUACCACUUGGUGCUGUUGCGUUGAUGGGAUUAGGUGCUUGUGUUCUUACUAAAACAUUAACUUUUGCUGCUGCAUUUUCUGCAUUUGGUGAUCCAAUUCCAUGGUUAAUUGCACUUGCUUUCUUUUUUGCCCGCGGGUUUAUUAAAACUGGACUUGGGAAUCGAAUUGCGUAUCAGUUUGUGAAGCUUUUCGGUAGUUCUUCGUUGGGGUUAGGUUACAGUUUGGUUUUCAGUGAAGCACUUUUAGCACCUGCAAUUCCUUCUGUUUCUGCUAGGGCUGGUGGAAUCUUUCUUCCACUUGUGAAAUCCCUUUGUGUUGCUUGUGGUAGUAAUGUUGGAGAUGGUACAGAACAUAAGUUAGGAUCUUGGUUAAUGCUUACUUGUUUUCAAACAUCUGUGAUUUCGUCGGCGAUGUUUCUAACUGCUAUGGCUGCAAAUCCGUUGAGUGCCACUUUGACUUACAAUGCAAUUCAACAGACGAUUGGGUGGACUACUUGGGCUAAGGCUGCAAUUGUGCCUGGUUUGAUUUCUUUGAUUGUUGUUCCUGCACUGUUGUAUGUCAUUUAUCCACCAUCAGUGAAGAGCAGUCCGGAUGCGCCAAAACUUGCACAGGAGAGGUUGGAGAAGAUGGGUCCCAUGUCCAAGAAUGAGAUCAUCAUGGCCAUCACUCUAGUUCUGACGGUGGGACUUUGGAUUUUUGGGGGCAUGCUAGGUGUGGAUGCAGUCACUUCUGCUAUUCUUGGAUUAUCUAUCCUUCUCAUAACAGGGGUAGUGACGUGGAAGGAGUGCCUAGCUGAAGGAGUUGCCUGGGACACCCUCACGUGGUUUGCAGCUCUUAUUGCAAUGGCCGGUUAUCUUAACAAAUAUGGUCUGAUCGCCUGGUUCAGUGAGACUGUUGUUAAGUUUGUUGGGGGUCUAGGUCUAUCCUGGCAAUUCUCCUUCGGAAUUCUUGUUCUUCUCUACUUCUACUCUCACUACUUCUUUGCUAGUGGUGCUGCUCAUAUUGGUGCAAUGUUUACAGCAUUUCUAUCUGUCUCUAGCGCUCUAGGGACCCCACCACUCUUCGCGGCUAUGGUUCUUGCUUUCCUCUCCAACCUCAUGGGAGGUUUAACUCAUUAUGGAAUUGGUUCCGCCCCUGUUUUCUAUGGUGCAAACUAUGUUCCUCUGGCUAAAUGGUGGGGAUACGGGUUCGUGAUCUCUAUUGUCAAUAUUAUCAUCUGGCUUGGUGUUGGAGGUGUUUGGUGGAAAUUUAUUGGAUUGUGGUAAACACAUCUUUAUAGAGUUUUUCUGUUUGAGCAGUGACAUAGUUACUGAUUUUUUGUCAUAUUUAGAUCAUGUGUAAAAAUGUGUGAUUUAUUAUUCUUUUUUGAGAAUUAUGGAAGCUUCCUUCAUGUCUGCCUAGUAUGGAUUUUGAAAUUUCAAAGAUAUGGUUUCAAUUUUGAAGUUUUUAGCA